Messenger RNA from Linum trigynum, 4749 nucleotides. Lineage: Eukaryota; Viridiplantae; Streptophyta; Magnoliopsida; Malpighiales; Linaceae. The record is from the annotation of a GenBank genome assembly.
CCAACAAUCACAAUAAUCUCAACUUUUAGUUGAGAUUGUAUAAUGCAUUAUUUUUUGUGAUUGUUGGUGGGACCGACCUAAAACAAUGCAUGCAUUGUUUUACACUUUGCCACUUCCGAACAUUGUAUUGUGCACAAUACAUAUAUUCAACAAACACAACUCUAACAAUCACAACUUUCAAACGAACCCUACCCCAUUGAUUAGGUGUAGUCCGAAAAGCAUACGGAUUAGCCACUGCUGAAAUUCAAAUUUGGGCCCAACGUGAAUCGACUUAACGACUCCUGAAAUGCACAUUAGGGCCCAACAUUCGAGCCCAAAGGUCAAUUAGUGUAGAGCUAUAGCCCAAACCACAAAACAAUUUCCAAACUCGCGGGGUUUAUUUCCCAACUAGUCUUCCUCAAGUGCGAUUUUCACCUUUUCAGUCUCUUCAACCCUUUUUUAGCAAUUUUUUCAUAUAAAAAGAGAAAAUCAAAAUACAGUGGGGAAAGCAGAAGAGAAGGAGCUCAGAUCCGGAACCGUUCAAGCGACAAAGAGGCACGGCGACCAAUGACCGUCCGGCUGCGAAAUCAAGCGGCUAAAUACUACAGCAUCGCCCCGCCGGAACCGUCGUGGGAAGCCGACCUCAAGCGUCGCCUGAACCGAUUCUCAGGAGAUCUCAUCACAGCCCCAUUUCGAAGAACAAGAGGAAGAAGAAGAAGGAGAACCAUAUAUUUAUUAUUAUUAUUAUCAUUAUUCCCUGAGAAGCGAAGAGACAGAGAAACAGCAGCAGCAGCAGAAGGAGAAGGAUUAUAUGUGGGAGGGAGGAGGAGGAAAGGCGGUGGCGGUGGUCGGAGAAAUCAUCGGCAUCGCAGCCGUUCAGAGAGAAGGGGAAAUCGGCGACGGAGCCACUUCUCCGCCUCUCCUGAGAGCAAAGCCUCCUUCCCGACUGGAAAUCUCAGUUCGGCAGUGGAUUCAUUUUAUAUAGUUCCUCGUCGUCUUAUACAGUCAGUUACGGAACUACCCCUUUUUUUGCUACUUUGCUUACUUGUAACUACCGUGAAUGCUUGAGGACGGUUUGGUAAAACCAGGGAACGUUACGACCUAGGUGAAAGAGGCGGGAAAUCGACGGUAGCUGACCAGUCUCGAUGACACGCGUACGGCUACUAUUGUUUUCACUUUAUAUAUUUAGUCACCGAAGGGCGAAGACGAAAAUUCUGCUUGCAGGCUUGGCAGCCUAACAAGAAAGGGGCGCGAAAAAAAAAAAAAAACGAACGCAAAAGAGGCAUUGGGCCAGAAACUAGCCUGGCCCAAGAACCUGUGGCAAUGAUACUAAUAUCUCUCUCUGGAAUAACAGGAUGACGAACUGGCGACUGAGGAUGGAAGAGAAGAAGUGAAAAUCGAACUGAAACUUUAUUGAAGCCGGCGGCCGGCCGAUUCCUCUAUUCAACUGAAGCUAAUCUACAAUGGCCGCAUCAGCGGCGGUAGCUCCCCGGACGGUGCUCUCUUCCUUCCAUCAUAGGCUCACCUUCACUGUUCCCGCCUUCUUAAAUCUCGCUACCAGCAGCGCCAGGUGCAGCUGCGGCGGCGGGAAGGUUCGCCAGUUCUCUGCGAUCCGCUGUGUACAAUCCACCGAAGAAAUUUCCAGUACCGCGGGGUCAACGAUCUCUGCCGCGGCGGCAAUUGGGCGGCGCAAUGUAAUUGACAUACUGGAGGAAAGAGGAUUGCUGGAAUCCCUUACCAGCGACAAUCUCAGGUCGGUUUCCUCCACUCCAGAAUCAUCUCCAGUUAGGGUAUACUGCGGCUUCGAUCCCACCGCCGAGAGCUUGCACUUAGGCAACCUCCUCGGCAUCUUAGUCCUCUCCUGGUUCCACCGCUGCGGCCACAAGGUCGUGGCCCUUAUCGGCGGCGCCACCGCCCGAAUCGGCGAUCCCUCGGGGAAAAGCCUCGAGCGGCCCGAGCUGGGCCUGGAAUCUCUCGAGAGGAAUACCUUAGGGAUAGCCAGUACCGUAACUAGAAUCCUGAAUUCGAGCAAUUCCACCUCUUUCGUGGUUAUGAACAACUACGAUUGGUGGAAGGAGUUCAAAAUGCUGGAUUUUCUCAAACAGGUAGGCAGGUACGCUAGGGUUGGAACCAUGGUUGCUAAAGAGAGUGUGAAGAAGAGGCUUGAAUCCGAGCAAGGAAUGAGCUACACAGAGUUCACUUACCAGCUGUUACAGGGCUAUGAUUUCCUCUACCUCUUCCAGAACCAUGGAGUGAAUGUUCAAAUUGGAGGCAGUGAUCAGUGGGGGAACAUUACAGCAGGAACUGAUCUCAUCAGGAGAAUCCUUCAGCCGAAAGAAGGCGAAGGAGGGUUCGGCUUGACUUUCCCUCUCCUGCUCAAGAGCGACGGUACUAAGUUUGGGAAAUCUGAAGAUGGAGCCAUUUGGUUAUCCCCUUCAAUGUUGUCUCCUUACAAGUUUUACCAGCACUUGUUCUCGGUCCCUGAUUCGGACGUGAUCAAGUUCCUCAAGAUGCUGACUUUCCUCGACAUGAAGGUGAUAGAGGAGAUGGAACUCCAGAUGCGGAGUCCGGGUUACUUGCCAAAUACUGCACAGAAGCUGCUUGCAGAAGAGGUGACUCGAUUCGUCCACGGUGAAGAAGGGCUUCGAGAGGCGAUCAUGGCUACCGAGGCUUUGAGGCCUGGAGCCGAGACUAAGCUGGACUGGAAGACGAUUGAAGCGAUUGCUGAGGAUGUGCCUUCAUGUUCCAUGGCGUAUGGUGAAGUAGUCAAUCUGUCUGUUGUCGAUCUCUCGGUGUCUUCCGGAUUGUUGGAAAGCAAAUCGGCAGCUAGGAGGUUGAUGAAGCAAGGAGGUUUGUACUUGAACAAUGGCAGAGUUGAUCAGGAGAGUAAGAGAAUUGAGGAUGAAGACAUUGUGGACGGGAAGCUUCUCCUUUUAUCUGCUGGGAAGAAGAACAAGGUUAUCAUUCGCAUUUCUUGACUUCUCAUAUGGCUAAAUUAGAAUAGGCAGUUGCCUUAAAAUGGAGUUCUGUUUCGGUUUUUGUUCCAGAGAUGUGUAGCUCUUUCAUCUGGAGAGGUUUAUGAAGCAAAUUUUAAGCACUGUGUAACUGAUUCAUCAACAAAGUCUCUUCCUUUACCAAUCCCAUCGAUUUGUUUCAGUUGUUAUUGUGAUUCCAUUUAAAUUAGGUAUUGUUUAUCUUAUCUGAUAUGUGCUUUUAGAAGAAACCGUGCAUCUUUAUAGAAGUCCGUUGUGCUGCAUCCAAAGCACACCAGCUUAAAAAGUACCGGUUGAAUCUCACACCUGCAUGCAAUAUCUGCAGCUUAUGAUCUAGCUAGGUAGUUACAGUGCUAUGGAGUCUCAUAACGUAGCUUUCUCAGCUGUAUUACUGGAGGUAUCACCAUUGAUGAGAAGCACAGAAUCAAAGUUUUCUCAUUUUUUUACUCUACUUAGUCGAGCAACCCAACCAUUCCCUUUCAAAGACGUUCUGUUCUGGUUUUUUGAAACUUUGUAAAAACUUCAAGUAGGCGGGGAAGGCUCAGAAAUCCGCCAUUGUUAAUCAGACAACGGCAUACGGCAGCCAUUAGCUGCGAAGUCGGAGCAGCAGCUAGGUGCUGCUGUCUCGAUCGCCACGCCAAAUAGCGCCGCCGUGGCCGCUCUGAUUAAAAACUCUCAGGUGGGGGGUCAUCACAGCCUCGAUUCGGAGAAGAAGAAGAAGUGAGCAAGCGGAAGAAGAAGAAGUGGAAGAAGAUUCCGUUUCCAGUUCCAGAUAUAGACAGACAGACAGACAGUGAACAAGAGCGCUAGCUAGCUAGCUAGUACGUACGUAGUGUAGAGUAAGAACGUGACGGCGGAGAUGGGGGCGAUCGGAGAAAUCAUCGGCUCCGGUGCCAUGCCGAGAAGGGAUCCCUUCCCAGAGAGCAAAGCCUCAUUCAUGUCCCAAAUGAGAGUUGGCAGAGUUCCGUCGCCGGCGACUUCGGGUGGUGCGUGACAGUUUCAACUUUAUACUCGCUUUGUCUUCAUUUUGCUUUAGUUACGAGAUUACCCUUUAUUUUUCCUGUGAUGGAUACAUGGAAAUGGUCGGUGGUAAUUCAGUGAUUAUUGUAAAAGCCAGGCCGGGGGUUUAUUUCCCGUGUAUUAGGUUAACAUUUCAGAUCAACGUACACGUGUACGACAUGCGUGAUCUUGACUCUUGAGCCCGUAUUACAUUACAUGACCUUUUCUUAUUAGAUUAAAGAAGAAUAUAGCUGAUUAUGCAAAUUGUUAUGAGAUUAGUUUAAAGCAAGUUGUAAAAAAAUAGUUGGCCAGAUAAAUGAAAUUGUUUGAGAGUUUGAAUUAUGAGUAUCAUUGUCAAAAUACGAAUAUAAGAAUUCUCCAUCAUCAAAAUUAUAUUAUGUAAAAAAUCAAUGAGAUUUUUCCUAUCAAGCUAGCCAUGAUGAUCCCCAACCCAAGCCAGUAGUGUUCCCUGCUUGCUGGAGAUAUAUAAUCUACUAAUUAAUUCAUUAAUUGCAUGCCUGCCAUGUGUGCAACUUGCUUGACUCUUAUCUGAUCUCUUAUCUUCUCUAAUCCGGCCUUCCUCCUGCCCAUGAAAGAAUCUCCAUGCAUAUAUCCACCAUGGCUGGACUACUCUCUAUGAUAACAAUUACUAGCUUUUAUGGCCGGGUUUCUUCCUUUCUCGUAGCUAGCCCGAUCGAUGGACUGCAUUCCUCCAGGAAAGGCGCUGGAUAGCUAGCUAGAGCAACGACAUGCAUGGAAUUAAAAGAGACUAAUUUCU